Molecule: messenger RNA, 1149 nt
Organism: Candidula unifasciata
Lineage: Eukaryota; Metazoa; Mollusca; Gastropoda; Stylommatophora; Geomitridae
Source: the annotation of a GenBank genome assembly
AUGCUGUCCCGCCAAACUCCAGAUCCAGGCUAUUCAGUUUUGAUGAAAGCCGUGAUAGAACAAAAUGUGGAUUAUGUGACAGCUGUACUAAAGAGUGGUUCAAACUUAGAAGGAAGAGACAGACUAGGACAGAGUGUUCUCUACCAUGCCUUUCCUGAAAUCUUCACUUCAAAAUCCAUAGAAAUUAUGACAAUUCUAGUAAGUCACGGUAUUAAUGUUAAUGCAACACUUGAUGCUGACGGGAGCUCGGCCCUUGUCACAGCUGUGGACAGGAACCUCCAUGAAGUGGUCCAGCUGUUGGUAGACAAUGGUGCUGAUGUUAACGAUGGUGCAGCAUCCAAAUUUUCUGGAUCGCUCUGCAGUGACCCCAUGUACAUGAAAAACAAUGCUUUGAGUAUCUCAACAUCUACUCAUUUCAUAUUUUCCAAAGGUUGUGGACACACAGUGACUCCAUUACUUUGUGCUGUAAUGCAACAGAGAAAAACGAUUUGCCAAAUAUUGUUAAAGGCAAAUGCACUCUGUGAAUGUCCAUCCUUUGGGACGUUCUGGCGAGCCUCAGUAACAAGUGUUUGCUCCAACUGUGAUGUGUAUUUGACUGCAUUGCACAUGGCAGCAUAUUUAGGUGACUUAAACAUGACAUACACUCUGUUGAACCUCAAGGUGGAUAUGACAGAGCACAACUUUAUUGAAAACUGCAGACAGUCCUUUAAUGACAUCACACCUUUGUGGUUUGCUUUACUGAAAGGCCAUGAAAGCAUUGUUCAGCUUUUUCUUAGCUUGGGUAAACCUGUAGCUCUUGCAUGCCACUUUGGCUCGGGCUUACAGGUUUGUUUAGAGGAAGGAUUCUGCAAUAUUGCUCUGAUGAUCCUACGUGCUGGUUAUGGUCUUGAUGAUGACUUUGAAUGGAUUCAAGAACAGAGAUUUCCAACAGACAGUAUUGAAGUUAUAGACAAAAUCAAAAGUCUCCUAACACAUCCCAGGCCAUUAAUUGAUUGUUGUUGUACUUCUCUCAGACAAAGGUUUGGCAUUCAUCUCAACAAAUAUCUGGCCAUUGUUGGAGCUCCUAAAAAGGUUGGUGACCUUCUGAACUUCAGAGAUCUUACAAAUUGUUCAUGGCAACAAGAACUUGAACCAGACUUGUACAAUUGA